This is a messenger RNA of Ogataea polymorpha, 3260 nucleotides long. RefSeq names its product aminopeptidase. NCBI's taxonomy places the organism in Eukaryota, Fungi, Ascomycota, Pichiomycetes, Pichiales, Pichiaceae. The transcript has a single exon. Gene Ontology annotation, cellular component: cytoplasm. Gene Ontology annotation, biological process: peptide catabolic process; proteolysis. The record is from RefSeq and is a predicted model, not a curated record. Gene Ontology annotation, molecular function: metalloaminopeptidase activity; zinc ion binding; peptide binding. Bases 113 to 2698 code for a protein of 861 amino acids.
UCGUCCGAAAUAUCAAGCACUGCCGUUCCGACACGCGGGUGUGCACGUAAAAAUAUAUAAAGUGGCAAAUCCAUACGGGGUCAAAAAUUUACACUACUGCUCGCACGGUACCAUGAGUCCCCCACAGAGACAGGUUUUGCCUGCCAACGUCAAGCCGGUUCACUACGAUCUGAGCCUGAAGCCUGAUCUGACCACUUUCAAGUUUAGCGGAGAGGUCACCAUCGACCUGGCCGUGAAGGAGACAAGCAACUUUAUCGAGCUUCACACGCUGGAGCUCGAGCUUUCUGAGGUGCACUUGAGCACUAAGGAAGGAACAGUGACUCCCAAGGAGACGUCCUAUUCCAAGGAUGACCAGUCAACGACGUUCAAGUUUGGCGACAACAUCCUGAAGGCGGGAGAGUCCGUCCAAUUGUCCAUCAAGUUUAUUGGUGAAUUGAACGACAAAUUGAGUGGAUUUUACAGGUCUUCGUACACGGAGAACGGCCAGACGAAGUACUUGGCCACGACACAGAUGGAGGCUACUGAUUGCAGACGGGCUUUUCCGUGUUUCGACGAGCCUAACUUGAAGGCCACCUUUUCCAUCUCCAUUGUUGCCGACAAGGAGUAUACCUGUUUGUCGAACAUGGACGUGAAGGAGGAGAAGUCUAUUUCUGAGACCCACAAAAAGGUUGUCUUCAACACGACUCCGCCUAUGUCUACUUAUUUGGUUGCGUUUAUUGUCGGAGAUCUGAAAUACGUGGAGUCCAAGUACAAGUUCAGAGACAUUCCUGUCAGAGUGUACACCACGCCGGGCUACGAGAAGGAGGGUCAAUAUUCUGCGGAAUUGGCCGCCAAGGCUCUUGAAUACUACGAAAAGGUGUUCGACAUCCCAUAUCCUCUGCCAAAGAUGGACAUGGUCGGUAUCCACGACUUCUCGGCGGGUGCCAUGGAAAACUGGGGUUUGGUCACCUACAGAAUGGUCGAUCUGCUAGUGAAUGAGACCAAGACCAAUCUGGCUACCAAGCUGCGUGUUUCUGAGGUUGUUGCCCAUGAAUUGGCGCAUCAAUGGUUUGGAAACAUCUGUACGAUGGACUUCUGGGACUCUCUGUGGUUGAACGAGAGUUUUGCUACCUACAUGUCGUGGAAGUGCUGUGAUCACUUUGAGAAGGACUGGAAAAUCUGGGAGAACUUUGUUAGCGACUCGUUGCAGAUGGCUCUUUCGCUGGAUGCUUUGAGAUCGUCACACCCGAUUGAGGUUCCUGUUUCGCAUGCCGACGAAAUCAACCAGAUUUUUGACGCCAUCUCGUACGAAAAGGGAUCCUCUGUCCUUAGAAUGCUUGCCAAUUACCUCGGAGAGGAGACUUUCAUCAAGGGCGUCUCCCACUACGUGAAAAAACACAUGUACGCCAACGCUGUGACCGAGGACCUGUGGGCCUCGUUGUCUGAGGUGUCAGGCAAGGACGUCCAAUCCACAAUGAACAUCUGGACCAAGAAAGUGGGCUAUCCGUUGGUGCAGGCGUCUGAGAAUAACGGCAAGGUGAUUAUCAGACAGCACAGAUACCUCACCACCGGUGAUGUCAAGCCAGAGGACGACACCACCGUGUAUCCGAUCUUUUUGAGCAUCAGGACCGACAGCGGUGUCAAGGAGUUUGUGUUCGACAAGAAAGAGCAGGAGCUGGACCUCAAGAGCUCUGACUUCUUCAAGCUCAACAGCGAUACCACCGGUGUGUUCAGAGUAAACUACGAGCCGGAAAGAUGGCAUAUUCUAGGUGCUGCCGCCAACAAGCUCUCUGUCGAGGACAGAAUCGGUCUUGUUGCCGACGCUGGUGCGCUUUCGGUCUCUGGCUACUCCAAGACCACCAACCUGCUUUCUCUGACGUCGCACUUCAAAGAUGAGCCAUCAUUUUUUGUGUGGUCCGAGAUGAUUGCCAGAAUUGGUGCGGUCAAGCGUGCCUGGCUCUUUGAAGACGAGAGCAUCAAGGAGGGCCUCAAGGCAUUGGUCAGAAGCCUUGUGAGCGACAAGUGCCACAAGGCCGGCUGGCGAUUCGACUCUUCCGAGUCCUUCCUUGAACAGAGACUCAAGGCACUGCUCUUCAGCGCUGCUGCUGCCAACGGCGACCAAAAGGUUAUUGAUGCUGCCAAGAGCCUCUUUGCAGGCUACAUUGCCAACGAGAAGUCAGAACUAGAUCCUAACCUCAGAGGAACGGUGUUCAGCGUUGCUGCAACUCACGGCUCCAAAAAAGAGUUCGAUGCGCUCGUCAAUUUGUACAAGGAGACACCGCUCGCGGACGAAAAACAGGAGGUGCUGGUCAGUCUCGGCAAGUUUGAGGACAAGGAGCUGCUUUCCAAGGUCACCGACAUGCUUUUGGACGGAACCAUUAGAACUCAGGACGUGAUCAGACCAAUGGCUGGCAUGGCCACUCACAAAGUCGGUGUCGAGCACUUGUGGGACUUUGUGACCAGCAGAUGGGACGAGAUUGUGAAGGCCAUCCCUGCAUCGCUGACUUUGCUGGCUUACGUUGUGGACUGUGCCACACGCGGAUUCACCACCAAGGAGCAAUACCAAAAGGUGGAGGAGUUUUUCAAAGACAAAGACACCAAGGCGUUCGACCAGAAACUUGCCCAGGCUUUGGAGUCGAUUGAGUCCAGAGCUAAAUGGGUCAGCAGAGACUCCAAGGACGUUGCUGACUGGCUUAAGGCUAAUGGUUACUCGUCCUAGGGUUGUGUAGGAUUAUGUCAUCACUUACGUACACAGAGAUAAAAUAGUACUGGGAAACCCUGCCUCCGAUGGAUCCUUGUUGCCCCCAUCUGAUUACCCUAAAUUCUUUUGUUUAUCUGUAAAGCGGAUUUAUUGAUUAUGGAGAGGGAGAUGUCAAAGAGAAACGCGGCCUCGUCCACGCCCAACGUCAAGGGCUCUGAUUGGCUGAUCCUGAGGCCGGCUAGUGCCCCCAAACAGCAGACGACGAGCGAGUUGAUCACCCCACUGUCAGCCAAAGAGCAUGCUGCUUCCAAGAUACCAGUUAUAACACCCAAAGCCAAUAAGGUGGUUUCAAGAGCGUCGAACGAGUGGCCUGGCCACGGACUCAGGUUCAAUGAGGUUGUUAACGACACAUCGUUGACGCCUGUUAACGCCUUUGGCAGAGCCGCUACUGCUGGAUCUACCACGACGGCAGCCACUGUGGGGACGAAGUUGAAUUCCAAUGAGCUGAGAGAAGACGACUCUGUUUCGUGUAUUACCAAUUCGUCAACCUCGACGCCUUGCAACCCCAAGAAACGCAAAC